AUGGGGCAUCAGGUUGUAAUAUUUGACUUUUCUGUCAUAAGAGGACUGUGGGAAACUCGAGUUAAGAAGAACAAAGAACGUCAGAGGAAGGAGAAAGAAAGAUUAGAACAAAGUGCAUUGGAGAAGAUAAAACAGGAAUGGAAUUUGAUACUAGAGUGCCGUAAAAAAGGUAUUCCUCAAUCAAAAUACCUGAAGAAUGGCUUUGUAGACAUCAAUGAGAAGAACCUGGACACUCCUGGAAAGACUCCUCAGCUCAAGAAGAGUCAUGCCUUGUCAGAUGGAGUAAAUAAGGAACAAAACAAGUUUAUCUUUCAGCUUUCUGGAGAGCAGUGGACGGAGCUCCCUGAUUCCCUGAAAGAACAGAUCUAUCUGAAAGAAUGGCAUGUGUACAAUACAUUGAUACAAACCAUUCCAGCCUACAUUGCACUAUUUCAAGAUCUGAGAGUACUGGAAUUGUCAAAAAAUCAAAUCAACCAUCUUCCAGCAGAGAUUGGCUGCUUAAAAAACCUCAAAGUGCUCAAUGUGAGUUUCAAUAAUUUGAAGUCAGUUCCUCCAGAAUUGGGUGAUUGUGAAAAUCUAGAAAAACUGGAUUUGUCUGGAAAUAUGGAAAUAACAGAGCUCCCAUUUGAACUAAGUAACCUGAAACAACUCACAUUUGUGGAUGUGUCAGCAAACAAGUUCCAUUCUAUCCCAAUUUGUGUACUCCGGAUGUCUAAUUUGCAGUGGUUGGAUAUUAGCAGCAACAGCCUGAAAGAUCUCCCAGAAGACAUAGACAGGUUAGAUGAAUUGCAGACACUUCUCCUACAGAAAAACAAGUUGACUUAUCUUCCACGAGCUCUUGUCAAUAUGCCAAAGCUCAGUUUGCUAGUUGUCAGUGGUGAUGACCUGGUUGAGAUACCCACAGCCAUCUGUGAGUCAACCACAGGUUUAAAAUUUGUAAGUCUCAAGGACAGUCCGGUUGAAACCAUUGUAUGUGAAGACACUGAAGAAAUUAUAGAAAAUGAACGUGAACGUGAGCAAGUUGAAAAAGAGUUUAUGAAAGCAUACAUUGAAGACCUUAGGGAAAGAGAGUCUACUCCUUCCUACACUACAAAAGUAAUGCUCAGUCUCCAGCUCUGAAGAUUAAAAAUCUCUAGAUCUCUACUGAAUAUCUCAAUGACUCUCUUUUUAUCCACCUGAAUAGUAAACACAUGAAAAUAUAGAUGGCCAGAAUGACAUCAAAAUCAUAUUGAAUUAUUUAUUUGUUUCUGUAGUCUUUUCAAGUAACUACAGAUGAAACAGAAAGGAGCAGUAGAACCUUCAUAAGAUGCUGUUUCACUUUUUAAGUCAACAUGUUUAUUUUAAAGUUCACAGCAAAAGCCACUAAUUUGCAUGUAGACCUGCUGAAAGUAAAUAAUCACUGUAACUAAGUGUGCACAGGCAUAGCUGAAGAAUGAAGACAUUGUAUGUUACAGUUGAAACAGUGAAACACAAAUAUAUAAUACAUAUCUCUUAGGAAGAGAUUUGAUGAUAUAAAAGGGGAUCGACGGAUUUAGAAAAUGAAUGUCAUCUGUUAUUUUCUAAAGACCAAACACAUAUUUAAGUAUUUACAAUAUUCAAAUGAGAACACACCCAUAGUUUGCAUUUACAUUCUGUUCUGCAAGAAAAUUGUCCUCAGAAUUUUAGGUUUAGAUAAGUUUCAACACCUUUCAUAUAGAAACUGUAGCAGCUCUCCUUUUACUUCAAGCAUAUUUUAAACUUUUACCUGUUUGCAAAUUCAAGUACCAAUGUGAUUGAAAUUUCUGUGCUAAGCAGUCUUAUAGUAUAGUAGUGUACUAAGCAAGAUUAUAAGGCACUAAGUAGUGUCAGCUAAUACGAUCAGCAAAAUGAUGAUACGAGUCUUAUAUUAAUGGUUUCAGAUCACAGGAUUUUGUGAACGUUUGUUGGAAUUUUCCAAGUUGUGUAAGAAAGAGUUUGCUGGUAAAACAUUUUGCUUGCUAUUUAAUAAUCUGUUUACAUACAAUUAUUUAGGUGUAUAUAAAGCAGAGUUUCAGAAACCUAG
Molecule: messenger RNA, 2041 nt
Organism: Prinia subflava (tawny-flanked prinia)
Lineage: Eukaryota; Metazoa; Chordata; Aves; Passeriformes; Cisticolidae
Gene: LRRC2
Product: leucine rich repeat containing 2
Exons: 8
Coding region: 1-1119 (372 amino acids)
Molecular function (GO): protein binding
Source: RefSeq, a predicted model, not a curated record